AUGCUGUCAGGUGUCUGUGUAUUACUACAGCUUUUUGGUUUCGUCGUUGCUUUUGUGCCGGACCAUGUUCUCCGAAUAAGUGUUGGAACGAUACAACAAGAUUGCAAGCCUCGUCUUUCGACUCUCGUCAACGGCACAUACCCGGGGCCUCCCAUAUACCUUGAGCCCGAUGUUACCACAUGGAUUCGCGUGUACAAUGACGCAGAUAUCAAUGCAACAAUGCACUGGCACGGGCUUUCCAUGGCGACCGCUCCAUAUGGAGAUGGCUCUCCACUAGGGUCGCAGUGGCCAAUUCCACCAGGACACUUCUUCGACUACGAACUACAUCCCAAGGCUCAUGAAGCCGGAACUUCGUUUUAUCAUUCACAUAUCGGCUUUCAGGCGAUAACUGCGGCAGGGGCCCUGAUCGUGAAGGAUGCGGGCGCUCCACCAUACCCUUACGACGACGAAAUCAUCCUCAAGUUUGGCGAUUACUACUCCUUUGAAGAUCAUGAGGUGGAGGAAAUGCUGAAUAGUAAAACAUGGAAAUGGACUGAUGACCCGCUCGCAUUGUUAAUCAAUGGCCAUAGUGGUACAGCACCUGGGCCAAAGAAUUCGAAUCCCUCGGAUGAAUCAUGUCAGCCAUGGCAGGUGGAUGUCGAGCCUGGCAAGACAUACAGAUGGCGAGUCAUCGGUGGAACAGCUUUGUCGAUGGUAGUGGUGGGAUUUGAAGACCACGAAAAUCUCACCGUGAUCGAGACUGAUAGUUCAUAUGUCCUCCCAGUCGAGACGCCGUUCAUUCAAGCUGACACCGGCCAAAGAUUCAGCUUUUUAAUGAAAACGAAGACUCAGGAAGAAUUGAACGCAUUGGGAGGGAAAACAAAGUUUUGGAUACAAGCUGAGACUCGAGAGGGAUUUGGAACGGUGCCUGCCUGGGCGAUAUUGAACUACGUGACUGGUGAAGGCGUGGAGAAGCGCCAGAAUCUAUCCGGAAGACCUCAACCCUCGGCAGACGCGGGCGCGACGGGCCCAAAUGAUGUCCCUCAAUCCCCAAUCCUUGAACUUCCCUACGAUGUCGAGAACUUCCUCGAAUACACUUUCGAAAAUCCGGAUUUACCGGGUUACGUCAAAGCACCUACGGCCGAAGAAGUGACUCGCCGGAUCACCAUCUCGACCCUACAAUUCUUGAACAACAGCUCUGGCUAUACUGAGUUCAAGGAAAACAUGGAGUCGUGGCAUGAGCAACAUCCUCUCGGACCCACGACCCAGACCCCAUAUCUGGUCGAAAUCCUCUCCAACGGCACUGUCAACAGCGCUGUACCCGAUUAUGAGCGCGCUAUGAGCAAUCCUGAACAAGAAGGAUUCGAUCCCAUCUCUCACACAUACCCCGCCAAGAUUGGCGAAGUGAUCGAGAUCGUCUGGCAGAACGCAGCCUCUUUCCCUGCCGGCAUGUACGGUCCACAUCCAGUCCACGCCCACGGCGAACACUUCUGGGACCUAGGCUCCGGCCCCGACGUCUAUUCCGUCGAGGCUCAUAAGACACUGCUGGAAUCCAACUCCGUCAAUGGGCGGCCGUGGACCGGCUCACGACGGGACACGACAAUGCUGUACAAAUAUCAGGUCCAGUCUCCCAACCCAGGUGAAGUGAAUGGGUGGAGAGCAUGGCGUCUGCGCGUCACCGAGGAGAACGUCGGUGUCUGGAUGAUGCACUGCCAUAUUCUGCAGCACAUGAUCAUGGGCCAGCAGAUUGUGUGGGUUUUCGGCACGCCGGAUGAGAUCAAGAAGCACACCAAGCCCGUGGAAGGUGUCUUGGAUGGAUUCUUCACAUAUGGAGGCGAUGUGAUUGGGAAGGAGGGCGCGGAGGACCAUGUCAGAAGGGUGAGGUUCUUCCAAUAG
Messenger RNA from Exophiala bonariae, 1875 nucleotides. RefSeq lists its product as uncharacterized. The record is from RefSeq and is a predicted model, not a curated record. Bases 1 to 1875 code for a protein of 624 amino acids. The transcript has 2 exons. Gene Ontology annotation, molecular function: oxidoreductase activity; copper ion binding. Lineage: Eukaryota; Fungi; Ascomycota; Eurotiomycetes; Chaetothyriales; Herpotrichiellaceae.